This is a messenger RNA of Condylostylus longicornis, 2977 nucleotides long. RefSeq names its product protein piwi-like. Gene Ontology annotation, biological process: regulatory ncRNA-mediated gene silencing. The transcript has 8 exons. NCBI's taxonomy places the organism in Eukaryota, Metazoa, Arthropoda, Insecta, Diptera, Dolichopodidae. Gene Ontology annotation, molecular function: piRNA binding; protein binding. The coding region runs from base 250 to 2835 and encodes 861 amino acids. The record is from RefSeq and is a predicted model, not a curated record. Gene Ontology annotation, cellular component: P granule.
UUUGAUACAGCAAAUUGCAAAAGCGCUUGUGUUGUAACAAAGUACAAAUUAAGAUAAAUAUUUUUCGUAAUGCUAGUAAAAUACUAGAUACAAGUUGUAAUAUAAUUUUAAAAUUUAUUUUAAAAUUAAAGUUAAAAGUGAAUUUUAGUUGUAAAAGCAAAAGGAAUUAAAACUCAAGGUGUUGUGAGGAACUACCUCACCUUGAAUAAAAUUUGUAAACAUUAAUACAAAAGAUAAAAAUUUUAAAAAAUGUGUGAUGAAGAGAAAUCUAAGAGAAGUAACUCACCGGUACCAUCAACUUCAGGUUCAUCAAGAAGAAAACGAGACGAUGAAUAUCACGAAGAACAACCACGUGAAAAAAUUCGGAAAAGGUAUACUCCUCCUGGACAAUCACCUGGUGCUAGCGGUUCAAUAAAAAGAGAAGAAGAUAGGGAAUCGUCGCACAGUUCUACUUCUAGUUCUAGAGUGAUUGAAAGAGAGUGUAGGAAGCCGCAGCAAACAACUGAGCAGAGAUUUAGGUAUGAAAUAGUUCGUACUCGUCCAGAAACAGUUAAUACCAAACAAGGAACAACAGGUCGAAGAGUGCAAUUAGAAGCAAAUUAUUUUAAGUUACUAAAACGUCCAGAGUGGUCAAUAUAUCAAUACCGUGUAGACUUUAGCCCUGCAAUCGAACUGAUACGUUUAAAACGAGGUAUUUUAAGUGAACAAAAAAGUCUUUUGGGCGGAUACCUUUUUGAUGGAACGCUCUUAUAUGUUACACGAAAACUUGAUAAAGAUUAUGUUGAGAUUGAUACCAAAAGUCGUAAAGGAGAUGAGUAUAAAAUAAUCAUAAAAUUUAUAGCUGCUGUAUCCAUGAAUCAAUGGCAAUCUCUUCAAAUUUUGAAUCUAAUUUUACGUCGGGCUAUGGAGGGCCUGCAACUACAAUUGGUUGGAAAGAAUUUUUAUGAUGCUUUGGAUAAAAUUAACUUAAGUCAAUACAGAAUUCAACUUUGGCCUGGGUAUAUAACAUCAAUACGUCAACAUGAAAAUGAAAUUUUGGUAUGCGCAGAAGUUACUCAUAAAGUAAUGCGUACAGAAACUAUUUAUGAUAUAAUGAGACAGUGUAUAAACGACUCUGAUCGAAGAGGCGGAGACUGGUCAGAGAAUUUCAAAAAACAAGUUAUAGGUUUAACAGUGUUAACUGAUUACAAUAAUAAAACAUAUCGCAUUGAUGAUGUCGAUUUAACAUUCAAGGCGUCCAUGACGUUCAAUAUGAAAGGGAAAAGCACUUCUUUUGUUGAUUAUUAUUAUCAGAAAUAUCAAAUUAGAAUACGCGACCCAGAGCAACCAUUACUGGCUUCACGUAACAGAGAAAGGAGAACCAGAAACGAUGAAGAUAACAGAAUUUAUUUAGUACCUGAACUAUGUCGAGUAACUGGUCUUAGUGAAAAUAUGCGGUCUAAUCAGCAGUUGAUGCGUGGUAUGGCAGAUUACACAAGAACUAAUCCGGAUAGACGAAUUGAAAUAUUGAAAAAAUUUAAUAGAAGAUUGCAAGAAACAAAAGUCAGUCAACAAGUUCUUAAGGAAUGGAAUAUGUCACUAGACCGGCACCUUAUUCAGUUAGAAGGAAGACAUUUAGAACCUGAAAAUAUUGUAUUUGAAAAUAACGAUAAGGUUUCUGCCACAGAACGUUGUGAUUGGUCAAAUUUUCGUGGAAAGGCAAUGUAUACCGUUGCUACCCUACAGAGAUGGGUAGUUAUAGUUCCAUAUAGAUUCAAACAUGAGUGUCGCGAUUUUAUUCAAAAGCUUUUGAGAAUUGCUAGUGAUAUGCAUAUGAGAGUAGAAAGACCUAACGAAAUCAAUAUUCCUGAUGAUAGAAAUCACGCUUAUAUUCAAGCAAUAGAUCGUGCUGCCAAUGAAGAUCCUUCUUUAAUUAUGUGCCUUGUUCCAAAUAAAAACGUAGAACGUUAUUCUACUAUAAAAAAAAAAUGUUGCGUUGAACGGGCAAUCGCAACGCAAGUAGUAAUGCAAGGAACUGUAAGUUCUAGCAAACGCAAUGUAAUGUCAAUAAUAUCAAAGAUUGUUAUUCAAAUGAACGCCAAAUUAGGUGGUGCUCCAUGGAUGAUUUCCUUGCCAAUGAAAGGGUUAAUGGUUAUUGGAUAUGAUAUUUGCAAGUCUAGCAGAGAUAAAUCAAAAACUUAUGCUGCUUUAGUAGCAACAAUGGAUCAAAAAGUAAAAGCACGAUAUUUUAGUACUGUAGCUCAAACACACAGCUCAGAUAACUUAUCAAAUGAACUUAAUUUAGCAGUUAGCAAAGCAAUUCACGAGUAUCGUCGAAGUCACGAUUGUCUACCAGAAAAAAUUAUUUUAUACCGAGAUGGUGUUGGGAAUGGUUCGAUUCAGCAAGUUGUAGAACAUGAAGUAAAGAAUCUUGUUGAAUUUUUAGACACUCAAUACAAAAAAUCUGAACUUCCUCCGCCGCGUUUUACGUUUAUGGUUGUUUCAAAACAAAUAAACGCUCGCUUCUUUUUAAAUAAACGUAAUCCACCUCCAGGGACAGUGAUUGACGAUAUUGUUACCUUGCCAGAGAGAUAUGAUUUUUAUUUAGUUUCGCAAUCGGUGAGACAGGGAACCGUGUCGCCUACGUCAUACAAUAUUUUAUAUGAUACUUCAAAAUUAAGCGCUGACAAGUUACAAAUUUUGACUUAUAAAAUGUGUCAUUUGUACUAUAAUUGGGCUGGAACAACAAGAGUUCCUGCGGUAUGUUUGUACGCAAAAAAACUAGCAACGCUAGUUGGUCAGAAUCUUCAUCAGACUCCAAAUAAUUUGUUGGAGAAACAACUCUACUAUUUGUAAAUUGGAUCAUUUUCAGUAUUUGGUAAAUUCUGAAAAUAAGUAUUUUUUCAAUUCCAAGAAGGAUUUUUUUUUUAUUUCAAAUUUUAUUGAAAUUGAUGCUUUUUUUUACUGAAUAAAUUUUAAGAAAUGUUCAAUUAUAUGA